AUGGAACAGAAGGGGUUGAACUCAUACCUGCCUACUUACGAGGACCCCUUUCUAAUGUGCAAUGGCUACUUACCGUGUUUCGGGCAACGUCACGUACAAAUUUUCUUGCUAUUCACUUCAAUUAUUGUAAAUUAUAUUGCCAAAUUCAACGCGGGGGUUGCUGUGGUGGCCAUGACAGAUGCSGCGACUACAAAUCCUAACUUUCCGGAAUACAAGUGGARUGAUAUGGAAAAAUCGUACAUUCUGUCGAGCUUCUUCUGGGGUAAUUUCAUUACACAAUUCCCCGGUGGUUACCUCUGCCGUCGKCUGGGCGCCAAACGCACGAUGUUUAUCUCAACACUGGGCUCUUCGUUAUUUGCUCUUCUGCCACCGCUUUGCGUUAAUUGGGGCGGUUGGGGCAUCUACUGUGGCAUACGUAUUGUACAGGGACUAUUUCAGGGAUUUCUUUUUCCCUGCCUACACGCACAUCUCGCAGCUUGGUGUCCGGUAAGCGAACGCAAUCGUUUGGGUGCGCUAGCCAAUACGGGUAUCGAAUGCGGUACACUGCUGUCUAUGUUCAUAAGUGGCUUAAUUGCGGCUUCGAGCAUCGGUUGGCCAGGGUUGUUCUAUGUAUCUGGUGCCUUGGGCUUAGUUUGGUGCGUCGCUUGGCUGUUGUUAGCCGCCAAUAAACCAGCGGAGUGCCAGUUUAUUACAAAAGCAGAACUUGAUUACAUAGAGGCCUCGCAGAAUAUCACAAAAACAGUAAAGUCGGAUGAAGUAGUACAAAAGAUUCCAGUGCCUUGGCAUGCUAUAUUGACUUCUUUGCCAUUUUGGGCAUUAGUAGUCGCACGUUCAGCGCAUUCUUGGGGUUUCUCCACACUUCAAGCUGAACUGCCUUCCUAUAUGAAGGGUGUGCUAAAUAUGGACAUGAAGAGUAACGCUUUCUAUUCGGCGCUACCUUAUUUGGCUAUGUGGUGUAUGUCUUAUGUAUAUCUGAUUGUCUCGGAUGUUUUGCUCAAUCGAAAAAUAGCCUCACUCACAGCUAUACGCAAGACCUUCAAUACAUGCRCCUUUUGGAUACCGGCUACUGGUCUUAUAUGCAUUGGACUCCUCGGGGAGGACCAGAAGAAUUUCGCGAUUGCUUUAAUGACGAUAAGUGUUGGCUCGAAUGCUGGUGCUACAAUUGGCAGUGCGCUGAACACCAUCGAUCUCUCGCCGAAUCAUGCUGGCAUUCUUAUGGGCAUCGUGAACUCAGCCGCUAAUGUGAUACCGAUACUUACGCCGCUSCUAGUCGGUGUGCUGGUAAAGGACGAGCAUAAUCGCGUACAGUGGCAAUUAGUCUUCAUAAUAUCGGCUGUCGUGUUUGCUUCGGGUAACUUGUUCUAUUUGAUUUUUGGCAAGAUGGACCUACAGCCAUGGGAUGAUAGAGAUUAUCUCUCGAAGAAGUGUUAUCAAAAUUCGGAGUUUCCGCACAAAGUGCUUAGUGAGCAUGUGUGUGCGGUAACGGCGAUAUGUACUCCAGCUGUAACAAGCUGAAUUGAGCUCUAAG
Messenger RNA from Bactrocera latifrons, 1528 nucleotides. RefSeq names its product putative inorganic phosphate cotransporter. The record is from RefSeq and is a predicted model, not a curated record. Bases 1 to 1515 code for a protein of 504 amino acids. The transcript is spliced from 4 exons. Gene Ontology annotation, cellular component: plasma membrane. NCBI's taxonomy places the organism in Eukaryota, Metazoa, Arthropoda, Insecta, Diptera, Tephritidae. Gene Ontology annotation, molecular function: transmembrane transporter activity. Gene Ontology annotation, biological process: transmembrane transport; monoatomic anion transport.